Molecule: messenger RNA, 1824 nt
Organism: Phragmites australis (common reed)
Lineage: Eukaryota; Viridiplantae; Streptophyta; Magnoliopsida; Poales; Poaceae
Exons: 3
Coding region: 271-1347 (358 amino acids)
Source: RefSeq, a predicted model, not a curated record
UUCACCCGUGGAGACAGCCCUCCUGCGGUCGUGCCUCCACUUUCCCACCGCUGCUCCACGCGCGAAAGAAUCGCUGCCGGCUGCCGCCAUCGAGCCAUCCGCACGCCUCAUCCGACGGCCACCAUCAUUUCACGAUCCUUUCCCGGCCCCACUGUUUCUUCAAACCCACGCAACCACGGAUGCCGGUCCACUGCCAAGGUGGCGAGGCACCAGCCCGACAGAGUACCUUCCCCCACGGUCUCCCACCCACCUCCCUCACCGGCCGGCGGCAUGACGGCGACGUCCAGGGACCCGCGGCGCUCCCGCAUCCGCGCCCGCGUCCCGCAGCUGGCGCCGACCCCGAUCCGCACGGCGCGCGGCUCGCGCUCCGCCGCCGCCGACGAGCGCGUCCUCGCCGAGUUCCUCGAGGCCUCCCUCCGCGUCCCCGACCUCGUCCUUCCCCCCAGGAAGCGCUUCGAAUUCCCAUCGCCGCCGACGCCGGUUCCCGAAAUCUCCGCGCAGGCCCUCCUGUCCGGCGACUCCGCCGCCGCGCCCCCUGCGGUGAUCAGCGCUGCCGCUGAGUCCGGCGCCUUCCGCGUGGCCGGCGCGGUCGACGCCCGCGUGGUGCGCGAUGCCAUUGAAGCGUCGGGGGCACUGUUUGCGGCGCCGGAGGAGGUGAAGCGCGAGCUUGGGAGGUGGUUCCGGAGGGGGGAUCCUGUAGCCGGGGAGGAGUUCUUCUGGUUCCGGCCGGCGAGUCCGGGCGAGGAGGGCGCGCUGGACGCGUCUUUGCCCGGCUCGACGUACCGGGUGUUCAGGGAGAAGAUAGAUACCGUUGCGUCUAAAAUGGAGGACGUUGCAAAAAGGGUCAUCACGGUUCUAUCUGAUAAUGUCAAGAAUCCUAAAGGUUCCGCUCUGUCCAGAGAGGCAUCGUCAAUCCUGUGCCUGACACUGUAUAGCUGUAGCAUGUCAAAGACAUGUCAGAACGAGAUUGCAAGCACGGAUCCUGCUAACUCGCACGCUUUGAGCAUCCUUCUCUCUGGACGUGAUCGGCAAAUUUGUCUCCGAAACCAGGGCGGCUCAACCUUUUUCAGUUUGCCUGCUGGCUCUAUGCUUGUUACAAUCGACAAGCAGAUUCAGGAAUGGUCCAAUGGGGAGUUCAAGAGCGCUGCUGGUGAGAUACUAUUUGAGAAGACGGUUGAACAAGACCCGUUCAUUUCCCUGGAAUUUCUGUACUCUCCAGGAGACCUGCAUCUUUCUGAGGUUGGUCGGCACGCCAGGUGCAUUGACCAUCCCAAGCUUGUUUCUUUCAGGGAUCAGAUACUGAUCGCUCUGGUUCUGCUGUCUUUCUUCUACCUCUUCUGGUGCUGAGUGCAUCCGGCGUCCAUUCAGACUACCUCCUUUGUCAGUGCGUAAGAUUAGAUGCCCGAGCUUUUCUUGGUCCUAACUGCCUGCCCUUCUCCAUUGGUUGAUUAUGAAGUUUGGGGAAACACUGCAUGGAUUGCGGUGAUCACAAGUGGCUUGAGUAUUUCCAUUGAUUCACAAUUUUAUUUUUUGUUUGAGGAUGAAAAAUAUAAAAUAAACCGGGUAAAUACUGCCUUUAGCUCAUCCCAGUCGAGGAAAAUGUUAUGGGAUUGGUUGGUUGUUUGAUUGAGGGUGUUGAUUUUGGAACAGAGUUUCUCUUCUGUACAUUACUGAAUUGUGUAACUUGCUCUGGUGGGCUGUGGGUUGGAUAUAGGAAAAUGUUGCCAUGACCUUGUAACGUAAAGCCAUUCACUGUAUACGGUGUACCUGAAAGGAAGCUUGUAACUAUUUUUUAAUGAAUAAAUAAAUCUUGCAUUUAAGCUA